UUUUCCUUAUCCUCAAGAAUCUAUGCAAGGAGAGCAUAUCAUAUUAUUUUAAACAAUAAAUCAAUUAGAAUUUUGUAAGUAGUAGAAGAGUUCUUCUCUGCUGAGGCAGUGAAGCAAAAUCAACCCCCUCAAAGAAAGGAGCCCAAAGCAGUGAAUAAAGAGAUAUGUUACAGAAUCUUAAAUUCUUACAAUCCACCCCACAGCUACUUCAACCUCCAACUUCAGCUGCCCCUCUCCCACAGCUCCAUUCCACUUGUUUUCCCAUUCUGAAACAGUUCAAAAUCUCCCGGCGAGAGCUUACAAUUUGUAGCAACUCCUCACUGCUUCUUCUCUUAGGUUCUCAAGCCCUUGAGUCUAAGGCAAAGGCUGAAGAAAGUUCACCCAACGACAAUCAACAGAAAGAAGAGAAUGUUGCUACCCCUAAUCCUAACUGCAGCAACAAAGUUCCUACCAAACGAGCUUUUCUUGAUAUAGCAAUUGAUGGAGAGCCCGUUGGCCGCAUUGUUAUUGGACUAUAUGGAGAUGAUGUUCCGGUAGGGGCAGCCAGGUUUGGUAGUAUAGUUAGUGGAGCUGCUGGAAUUAGCUACAGACGAAAAGAGUUCGUUAAGAUUAUGCCAAACUACGUGCAACAUGGUGGGUUGAGAUCAUAUGGUGUUGAUGCUGAGCUUGCCAAGAGAAGUGGAAGCAAUCUGGCCGUUGAAAAAUUGCGAGAGGAGUGGGAGAGAGAGUAUGAAAAGUGUCCAGGAGUUAAGAACUUGGCUGGAACGGUGAGCAUACUGGUGAGGGAUCCCUCCAAGCCGCCUCCCAAGCUAAAGCUGGUUGCACGAAAGGGGAAGCUGGAGAUUGAUGAAGAGGAGAUUGGAACCGAUCCUAAUGGCACAGAGUUUGUGAUUUCUAUCAUGGAUUCACCAGAACUGGACGCUUCUGCUCUUGUAAUUGGACAAGUGUUGGAUGGAAUGGAGGUUGUAAAGAGAAUUGGACAAGUCAAGACUGUUCAAGAGAACACUGCUUCUCCUUAUUUCAGAGUGGCCAAGCUAAUAGGCGAUAAAAGAGCUGUUGUGGCAGAAAGAAGCUUCAAUCGUCCCUACGCAAAGGUGGUAAUCAACAACUGUGGCUUGAUGGACUGAAUAAAAUCUCCUUUGCAUGCUUGCUUUCUCAUAUUGUUUCAAUUUUUGAAUGAAGGGUGACCAGUUCUAUGGUUAUGAGAUAAAUACAAGUAUUUCUACAAUUGUAUUUCUACUAAACCCCCAUGAAAUUCUAUCAAUGUCAAUUGCCCAAA
Molecule: messenger RNA, 1279 nt
Organism: Gossypium raimondii (Peruvian cotton)
Lineage: Eukaryota; Viridiplantae; Streptophyta; Magnoliopsida; Malvales; Malvaceae
Product: peptidyl-prolyl cis-trans isomerase CYP26-2, chloroplastic
Exons: 2
Coding region: 165-1127 (320 amino acids)
Biological process (GO): protein peptidyl-prolyl isomerization
Cellular component (GO): chloroplast
Molecular function (GO): peptidyl-prolyl cis-trans isomerase activity
Source: RefSeq, a predicted model, not a curated record